Misgurnus anguillicaudatus (oriental weatherfish) is the source of this 900-nucleotide messenger RNA. RefSeq names its product isochorismatase domain containing 2 (gene isoc2). Lineage: Eukaryota; Metazoa; Chordata; Actinopteri; Cypriniformes; Cobitidae. The record is from RefSeq and is a predicted model, not a curated record.
CGUAAACACAACUGCACGUUUUCGGGCAAAAUAAAUAAACCACUCUGUAUAGUUGUUGUGUAUUUGACAGCGCCCUCUGUUGGUUGAUUCGCUUAUUAGCGCAAGACCAAGGGUCUGUUUGGGAGAUAGUUUUUGAGGAGUGGCUGGACAUAUGAAGUUGAUCUGGAAAGGAGCCAGCUGUGAUUUAAAUUUACUUGGUCUUUGCAGUCUGAUCGUCCCUAGUCGCCAACAUGGCAGGAAUUGGCAGACUCUCCACUAAAGGCUCAGUGCUGUUACUGUGUGACAUGCAGGAGAAGUUCAGACCCACUAUCUACCAGUUCACAAAUAUUGUGAGCAAUGCUGCAAGAUUGCUACAGGCAUGUCGAAUCUUGAACAUCCCCCAGAUUUUGACCGAGCAGUACCCCAAAGGUCUAGGACCCACGGUUCCUGAGCUGGGUGCUGAAGGGCUGAAGCCUCAUGCAAAGACUAGUUUCUCCAUGAUGAUAGACAGUGUGGAGAGCUCACUGAAGAGCCUGGGAGAUCCUAAGCAGGUCAUACUGUGUGGCAUUGAGGCUCAAGCCUGCAUCGCGUGCACAACCUUUGAUCUCCUGGAGCAAGGCAAGGAGGUUCACAUUGUAGCAGAUGCUGUCUCCUCUCGAAGUCAGACAGAUCGCCUCUUUGCACUGUCACGACUGAAGCAGAGUGGGGCGUUUCUUACCACUACGGAGGGAGUUUUAUUACAACUAGUGCAGAAUGCCAAGCACCCCAACUUUAAAGAAAUCCAGAAGCUCAUGGCUCACCCCUCCCCUGAUACAGGCCUGCUGGCCUUCUACAGCUCCCUUUAGGGCCAGUCACACACCACACCCUGCAGACAAAAUUAAAAAAAAUUACUGUAACUUCACACAAACUCUGUGCAGUUUC